AAACCCUAAACCCUAGAGACUUCUAGAGGCUCGUCCUCUCUUCUCUAAAACCCCCUGCACCCCGUCCUUCCUUUCCUCCGCUCCAUUCCCAUCUGAGUUCCGCUCGUCGCCAACGCUAACCCUGAGCUUACUCUUCUUCUUCCGUCAUCGCCAACGCUUCAAUCCACUUGUCUCCACCAUGUACCGUGCUGCGGCCAGCCUCGCCUCCAAAGCUCGGAUUGCCGGGAGCAGCAGCCGACAGAUUGGAAGUAGGCUUGGUUGGAGCAGAAACUAUGCAGCCAAGGACAUCAGAUUUGGAGUUGAAGCUCGUGCUUUGAUGCUUAAGGGCGUGGAAGAGCUUGCUGAUGCCGUGAAGGUGACUAUGGGACCCAAGGGCCGCAAUGUUGUUUUGGAGCAAAGCUUUGGCGCACCAAAAGUUACAAAGGAUGGGGUGACUGUUGCAAAGAGCAUUGAGUUUAAGGACAAAGUGAAGAAUGUAGGUGCAAGCCUUGUGAAGCAGGUUGCUAAUGCAACUAAUGAUGUUGCUGGUGAUGGUACAACGUGUGCUACUGUCCUUACGAGAGCAAUAUUCACUGAAGGGUGCAAGUCAGUGGCAGCUGGCAUGAAUGCAAUGGAUCUAAGGCGUGGCAUCACAAUGGCUGUUGAUGCUGUGGUGACCAACUUAAAGAGCAGGGCUAGAAUGAUUAGCACUUCAGAAGAGAUAGCACAGGUUGGUACCAUAUCAGCGAAUGGAGAAAGAGAGAUUGGUGAGCUAAUUGCCAAGGCUAUGGAGAAAGUUGGCAAAGAGGGUGUAAUCACCAUUGCAGAUGGAAACACUCUGUACAAUGAAUUGGAAGUUGUAGAAGGAAUGAAACUUGACAGGGGCUACAUAUCUCCCUAUUUCAUUACUAACCAAAAGAACCAAAAAUGUGAAUUGGAGGAUCCUCUCAUUCUGAUACAUGAGAAGAAAAUUUCAAGCAUUAAUGCGGUGGUGAAAGUGUUAGAGUUGGCCUUGAAAAAACAAAGGCCUCUACUAAUUGUUGCUGAGGAUGUGGAAAGUGAUGCCUUGGCUACUCUCAUCCUUAAUAAGCUUCGCGCAGGCAUCAAGGUCUGUGCCAUUAAGGCUCCUGGUUUUGGGGAGAACAGGAAAUCCAGCUUGCAUGACCUUGCUAUCCUCACUGGGGGUGAUGUUAUUACCGAAGAACUUGGUAUGAACCUUGAGAAAGUAGAAUUUGACAUGCUUGGUACAUGCAAGAAGGUGACAAUAUCAAAAGAUGACACUGUCAUUCUUCAUGGGGCUGGAGACAAGAAGGCCAUUGAAGAGAGAUGCGAGCAGCUGAGAUCUGCAAUUGAAGCAUCCACUUCUGACUAUGAUAAAGAGAAACUACAGGAACGGUUGGCGAAGCUUUCUGGAGGUGUUGCUGUCCUGAAGAUUGGAGGGGCCAGUGAAGCUGAAGUUGGUGAGAGGAAGGAUAGAGUAACUGAUGCUUUGAAUGCAACCAAGGCUGCAGUUGAAGAGGGUAUUGUGACAGGUGGUGGUGUUGCUCUUCUCUAUGCAUCAAAGGAGUUGGAGAAGUUGCAGACAGCUAACUUUGAUCAGAAAAUUGGAGUUCAGAUAAUCCAGAAUGCUUUGAAGACCCCAGUGCACACCAUUGCCACAAAUGCAGGAGUUGAGGGCGCUGUGGUAAUUGGCAAGCUUUUGGAGCAGGAUAAUCCUGACCUUGGUUAUGAUGCAGCCAAAGGUGAAUAUGUGGACAUGGUUAAAGCAGGUAUCAUUGACCCUCUGAAAGUGAUUAGAACUGCAUUGGUGGAUGCUGCAAGUGUUUCCUCAUUGAUGACUACAACUGAAGCUGUUGUUGUAGAACUCCCAAAAGAAGAGAAGGAUGUCCCAGCCAUGGGUGGAGGCAUGGGAGGAAUGGAUUACUAAAAAAAAAAAAAUGAAAAAAGAGUUUUACCAAAAUCACAAAAGAGCGUAGAUUAGGAUUUUAUGGUGGGAUCCUGUUUUACUGGUUUUGUGAUGAACUGCCGGCCUCAAUUCAUGUAAUCACAGAGGAAACUUUGAAAAGUUUAUGCCUGUGCCGCUGAAAACUUGAUUUUUACAAACAUUAUUCAUAAUUUUUUUUCCUUGAUGAGGAAUGAAAUAGAUUUUUAAUGGAUUCAAGUUUUUGUUACAGCCUCAUAAACUAGAACCUUGCAACACUUAAAGCAACUGCUUAUGAAAUUCUUUUUGUUUCUA
Elaeis guineensis (African oil palm) is the source of this 2215-nucleotide messenger RNA. The record is from RefSeq and is a predicted model, not a curated record. NCBI's taxonomy places the organism in Eukaryota, Viridiplantae, Streptophyta, Magnoliopsida, Arecales, Arecaceae.